This is a messenger RNA of Bombina bombina (fire-bellied toad), 5498 nucleotides long. RefSeq names its product prostaglandin E receptor 4 (gene PTGER4). Gene Ontology annotation, biological process: adenylate cyclase-activating G protein-coupled receptor signaling pathway; cellular response to prostaglandin E stimulus; negative regulation of inflammatory response. Lineage: Eukaryota; Metazoa; Chordata; Amphibia; Anura; Bombinatoridae. Bases 434 to 1828 code for a protein of 464 amino acids. The record is from RefSeq and is a predicted model, not a curated record. Gene Ontology annotation, molecular function: prostaglandin E receptor activity. Gene Ontology annotation, cellular component: plasma membrane. The transcript is spliced from 2 exons.
CUGAAGCUCAGUGUCUGCCACAGACCGUGCAGAGACUUACAGGGGAGGGUGACCACACAUUGGGAUUGCACUGGGAUGUCAUUGUCAGCAACCCUGAAAAGAACUGAAGCAAAAUCACUGUGAGACCCUUCCCACUGUGAGAAGACCACUCUGAUCUGCCUGAAUCAUCAGAAGACUUACAGUGAAUUGUAACCUUUGGAAUUUACACUUUGCCCUGGAAACCUACCCAAAGUUUUGUGACUACCUGCCCUGCACUGCUUCGUUAUUAAUACAGUAACUAUACCCUGGGAGUUGAUAGUAUUUGAAUUAAAUACUGAAGAAGAAAUAGGAUUUUUCUCAAGAAAUCAAAUGUGAGAGAAUAAUUGUUACACACAGAGGUGACAAAUAAUGAUCUUCAGCUGGAACUGACCUGGUCACGUUGCAAGGAUACAAUAUGUCUUUUGAGCAGAAUUUGACAACACACAAUGAGUCAAGCACCAGUAACCUGGUCAGCAGACCCCCUACCAUCCCAGCUGUUAUGUUUAUAUUUGGGGUGGUGGGCAACCUGAUCGCUAUCAUUGUCCUGUGCAAGUCCCGCAAGGAGCAGAAGGAGACAACUUUCUACACCCUGGUGUGUGGGCUGGCACUGACUGACUUGCUGGGGACUUGUCUAGUCAGCCCUGUGACCAUAGCCACCUAUGUGCAGAGCCGCUGGCCAGGAGGGGAUGCCCUGUGUGAGUACAGUUCAUUCAUCCUGCUUUUCUUUGGACUGUCUGGUCUCAGCAUCAUCUGUGCUAUGUCCAUCGAGAGGUACCUGGCUAUCAACCACGCCUAUUUCUACAACCACUACGUGGACAAGAAGCUGGCAGGGCUGACACUGUUUGCCAUCUACGCCUCUAAUGUCCUUUUCUGUGCCCUGCCCAGCAUGGGUUUGGGGAAGACCACCUUGCAGUAUCCGCGCACCUGGUGCUUCAUAGACUGGAAGACCAAUGUCUCCACCCACGCGGCUUUCUCCUACAUGUACGCGGGCUUCAGCUCCUUCUUGAUCCUGGCCACAGUCAUGUGCAAUAUUCUGGUGUGCGCAGCCCUCAUCCGCAUGCACCGGCAGUUUGUCCGCAGGACCUCUCUGGGCACAGACAACCGGAUCUCAGACAUCAGGAGGCGCCGGAGCUUCAGGAGGAUGGCUGGGGCUGAGAUCCAGAUGGUCAUCCUGCUCAUAGCCACCUCUGUGGUGGUGGUCAUCUGCUCCAUCCCUCUUGUGGUGCGAGUUUUUAUUAACCAGCUUUACCAGCCAGAGUUGGUUUUGGAAGUGUCAGAAAACCCAGAUUUAAAGGCCAUCCGCAUUGCUUCAGUGAAUCCCAUUCUGGAUCCCUGGAUCUACAUUCUCCUUCGCAAGACUGUGCUAAGCAAACUAAUAGAAAAGAUUAAGUGCCUAUUCUGUCGCAUCGGCGGAGGAAGACGACCACAUUCCACUGGAAGCUUCAACUGCACAGAGGGCAGAAGGGCCUCUUCUGCAUUCUCCACUCAUUCACCAUCAUUUGUUUCCCGGGAGUUAAGAGAAGUUAGUUCAACCUCUCAGACUUUACUAUAUCCUCUGGAACUGAGUGAUGGUAGUUUUAAAGGUAGCACUGUACUACCAGGAGCCACAAAUAUUCCUGAAACUCCAGAUAGGACGUUACAUGGCUCUGAUCAGUCAGUAUCUUCGCAGGGUCCAGACUCAGAACAAGUUCUCCUAGUUGAUGAGACAAAGCCUACACAGCUUUCACAGAAUGGUGCAUCCUCAAAGGGAAACCCACUUCAUGUCACUUUUCCUAAUGAAACUUUAAAUGUAUCCGAAAAAUGUAUAUAGGCCUUUCAUGUACUUUAGUCUCACAAAUUAGUAAUUGUGAAUUAAGCUGAAAAAGAACUGAAAAUGGUACUAUAUCUUCAGUGUGUGUCAUGUGACAAGGGUUUUCUUGAAACAGUACAAAUAUUUCAGACUACUAUAACAGAGAAACAAAUAUUAUUUCCAAGAGGAAUUAUUUUACCUUGAUUGACACUAUUAUGUAUAACAAACCACUGGCACUUUUUGGAGAGUGAAUGUCACCCUUUGUUAUAGAAGGUAUAUGCUUUCCUUCUGAGGGACUGAAGAUCAGUCAUGGUUUUAAAUUUGGCACUUACAACUGACUUUUCCUGGGCAAAACAAUUUUGUCCAAUAUAUGAUGUCAAUAUGUCUUGUUAAGCUUUAAAAUGUGAAUUUUUAUUGAUGAAUGUAUGUAUAUGUAAAAUGUAAGUUAAUUUAUUGUCUUCUCUGUGAGAAGGUUUUUUUCAGAUGAACAUGUCUAGUAAACUAUAAAGAUGUGAUACCCUCUUCUUUAAAAUUAUUUGCUUAGGAAGAGAGGUUUUUUGUUUCAAAGCUCUAGUUUUGCACUUGUCUAAAAAUAUUACAGUACAAGAUGUGGGAAUGACAAUAGACUCUUCGAGAUGUGCGCUCUUCAAUGCCAUAAGGCUUUUAUAAAUCCUGCAACAGUCCACAAAAUCAUACAAAACAAAGGGUUUGUUUACUGGGUAACUAAAUGAAUGUAAUUCUCUUGUAUAAAAUAAAUCUGGUACUUGAAAAUGAAAAUACAGCUUGCAACAAAAUACUAUUUACAAAACACUCAAAAAAAGACUGACAUAGAAAAUGUUAAUAUAAUGUACAAAUAAAGUGCCAUUAAUUAAAAAUACCUUAAUGUAUUCUACCUUGAAAUGGUAACCAUUCAUUUAGAUGAAAGUAAAUGACAAACUACUGAUAUCCUGUGAGUUCUCAGCGGCUUCCAAGUUAUUGGAAACUAGCAGUGACUUUUCUUGCAUUACACGAUCAGCAGAUUGAGUCAUAGGGGUCAAUUUACUAAUGUGCGAGCAGGCAUGAUACAAUGUAGCGUAUCGUGUCUGCUGCACAUCGAUAAAUGCCGACCGCAUAGGCUGUCGGCAUUUAUCAUUGCACCAGUAAUUCUGGUGCAAUACUGCCCCCUGCAGAUUCGCGGCCAAUUGGCUGCUAGCAGGGGAUGUCAAUCAACAUGAUCGUAUCCGAUCGGGUUGACUUCGGUCCGCCGCCUCAGAGCAACUUUCCGGCGAGCCAAACACGGGGGGCAUCAAACGCCGUACAGAGCUUGAUAAAUUGACCCCUAAAAUGUUAUUAUGUUAAUUUCUAAAACAUUUAAGCACAUUACAGUUAAAUGUAAGCUCCCAUUGAAAUAUGGUUUUAACCUCUUUAAAGACAAGAAAUUAAAUAUCAGUGUACUACCUUUUUAUGUUAUCUGUAUAACAAACAAACAAAUCUGAGUAAUACAUUCUCUAAGCACGUAUAGUGGUAUGAAGAAAGUGUAAUUUUGAUGAUAAUGAGUGAUGUACAUUUUUGAAAUAGGUCAGUUUUCACAAUUAAAGGGACAAUUAAGUGAUUUAUACUUGUGCAUAACAGCAGUUUAUCACUGCAUUGUAACAUCUGUGUACAAAAUACAUUUUCUUGUAUUUUUUUUAUUUAAAAUGUAUUUUUCAUAUAAAAUCUGCAUUGUUUUGCAAAUUAAAAAAGGAGUCCAGAGCAUUGUUUAAACAGUCUAUUUUGCUGUUAGAGGACAGAUAUAAAUUAAUUGUUGCUGGGUCAUAGAAACUGCAAACUUAACAAGAAGGUAAUCUAGCUGUUGAAAGGGAAGUGAAAAAGCACAAUUUGCAGAGUUAAAUUACAGGCAAAGCAGACAAAAAAUGUUCGUUGCAUUGUUUUACUGUUCUUACUUAAAGGGACAGUCUACUCCAGAAUUCUUAUUCUUUAAAAAGAUAAAUAAUCACUUUACUACCCAUUCCCCAGUUUUGCAUAACCAACUGUUAUAUUUAUGUACUUUUUACCUCUGUGAUUACCUUGUAUCUAAGCCUCUGCAGACUGCCCCCUUAUUUCAGUUCUUUAGACAAACAUUUUAGUCAGUGCUGACUCAUAAAUAACUCCACGGGAGUGAGCACAAUUCUAUAUAACAAACAUGAACUAGCACUGCCUAGCUGUGGAAAACAAUCAAAAUGCAUGUAGAUAAUAGGCUGCCUCCAAGGGUUUAGAAAUAAGCAUAUGAGCCCCCCUAGGUUUAGCUUUCUACAAAGAAUACCAAGAGAACAAAGCAAAUUUGAUGAUAAAAGUACAUUGGAAAGUUGUUUAAAAUUACAUGUCCUAUCUGAAUCACGGAAGUUUUAUUUUGACUAGACUGUCCCUUUAAAUAUUUUAUAGGGUACUUAAUGUUUCAUUUAUUGUCCCCUUAAGCAAAGCAUAACCCAUUUACUAUCUUAUUGUCAUUUGCAUUACUGCUUCAUAUUGUAGCACGUUAAUAUGGAAAAAAAUCUUCAUGAAGAACGCACUCAAAACAUUUUGUCUGCUAACUGUCUAACUACACUAGAUUAAUACAAAAUUGUCAAACAAUUUUCCACUCAAGCAUUGUCAAAACCAGUCAUAAUUCUUUCUUCCCGCAAAGCUAAAGAAGUAAUUGCUUCCUACAUACCAGCUAUAAUUAACGACACAGUUUGCACAUAUGUCACAUUAUGGAAAAAUACGUACAACACAGUUGUUUAAAGGGAUAGGAAAUUAAACUUGCAAGAAUUAGAUAGAGUAUGUCAUUUUAAGACACUUUUAAAGUCCGUUCUAUUUUCAAAUGUGCUUUGUUUUCUUGGUACCCAUUGUUGAAAAUGAAUAAUCAUAUAUCCUACACAAGUGGGAGCUAGCUGGUAAUUGGUGCCCGCAUACAUUUGUCUCUUGUGAUUGGCUAACUAGAUGUGUUCAGCUUCCUGUCAGUAGUGCAAUGAUGUUUCAUCAGCAAAGGAUAAAAAUAAAAUUAAGCAAAUUUGAUUAUACAAUUUAAUUUGAAAGUUGUUAAAAAUUGUAUGUUCUAUCCAAAUUAUGUAAUAACAAUUUUGAGUUUCCUGUCCCUUUAAAUACUUUAUAAAGUUACAGACCUAUUUAUUAUCCACAUUUAUUUGUUUUUGCAUAUAAAGUACAGGUAACACAUUUAGUGCUAAUAAGCUAAUGAUUGACUAUUUUGAUGAUUGAGUUUUGUGACAAAUGUAUUAACCCUACAACUAUUUUGCACCAUUACCUUUUUCUAUAGGAGUUUUAUUUUUGAUUGAACCAUAUAACAUGGGAGCAUUUAUGAAUGGUCCAGCUAAGCCUAUGGCAGCACAGAAAGAAUCAGUACCGAAUAGGAUAUGUAUAUGACAUAAAUGUGCAUAUUCCCCAUUGCAGGAUUUUUUUCUUCACAUCUACUAAUGUGUUUAUAAUAAACAUACAGCAUCAUCUUAGGUUAGACACUUAUAAUUUCAUCCAAGCACAUUUUGUGAAUCCUGUAUAGAUAUUUAAAGGGUUUUCAUAAAAAAAGACAUUAAAUGAGCAUGAAUUUUUGCUUUUGGUGCCCAUGUGAAAUGCUUUAUUGUAAUUACAUUCUGAGUCUGUUGUAUGUAAACCAGUUGUAUUGGCCAAAAUAUUUUUUUUUUUGGGUAAAAAUCACAAUAAAACUGAUUUGUUCAGCGUA